Molecule: messenger RNA, 8237 nt
Organism: Zophobas morio
Lineage: Eukaryota; Metazoa; Arthropoda; Insecta; Coleoptera; Tenebrionidae
Gene: rno
Product: PHD finger protein rhinoceros
Exons: 9
Coding region: 183-7664 (2493 amino acids)
Biological process (GO): regulation of transcription by RNA polymerase II
Source: RefSeq, a predicted model, not a curated record
UGUUAGGCUUACCAAAUGGAGUCUAAUGGAGUCGAUUUAAUAAAAAUUGUCUGAAAAUCAAUCGAAACGAUGAAAAACCUCAGAGAAAUGACAUAAACAACCCAUGAAUGUGCGCCCCAUUACGGAUGUUAACAUGUAGUAGGUUAGGCAGAGUCGUCUUACUGCCUGCACAAUAAGGUGCGAUGUCACAGAGAGCAAAAAGGCCUAACCGUUCAGACGAUGGAUCAGUACCUGUUAAAAGGCGCAAACGUACGGCGGCGGAGGAGGAGGAAGCGGCCUCCUUGGCGGCAUGGCAGCCCCGCUCCAACGACCUAAAAAGCAGCAGCAUUUACAACCGCACCACCACCGAAGCACCGGCUGAGCUUUUCCGUAAAGAUCUGAUUAGUGCAAUGAAGCUGCCGGACUCAGAACCUCUAGCUUCCAAUGAAUAUUGGGUCAUCGUGGACCAGUGGAAACAGGAGUGGGAGAGAGGGGUUCAAGUCCCAGUUAAUCCAGAUUCCUUGCCGGAGCCUAGUGUUACAGUCAGUCACACCACACCUGUCAAGAGUCAACAUGAAUUCAAACUCCCCAAAAACAAAUACAUCCGCAUCACGAAAGACGACAACUUCAAAAUCGAAGAGCACGCCUUAUCCAACGCCCCCGCCCAGGCCGAGGCCGCCUGUUCGUACGACCUGGACGAGGUGGACGUGGCGUGGUUGCGCAUCCUCAACAGCGAGCGCGCUCAGAGCGGCCAGCAGCCCGUGCACGAGGACCAGCUCGAGCGCGUUAUCGAGCAGUUCGAGCUGUGCUGCUGGGACAAGAUCCAGUCCAUCCUGCGGAACGAGGAGGGCCUGGGCAUCGAGUACGACGAGAACGUGAUCUGCGACGUGUGCCGGUCGCCCGACUCGGAGGAGGGCAACGAGAUGGUGUUCUGUGAUAGCUGCAACAUCUGCGUGCACCAGGCCUGCUACGGCAUCACGCGGAUACCGGAGGGCCAGUGGUUGUGUUGCACGUGUAACCUGAGCAAGAGACCGAAGUGCGUGCUGUGUCCGAACAAGGGGGGCGCGAUGAAGUGCACCAGGUCGGGGCAGAAGUGGGCGCACGUCUCGUGCGCACUGUGGAUACCGGAGGUUAGCAUAGGGUGCGUGGAGAAGAUGGAACCGAUCACCAAGAUUUCGAGCAUUCCGCAGAGUCGGUGGGCGCUGAUCUGUGUGCUGUGUAGGGAAAGGGUGGGAGCGUGCAUACAGUGCUCGGUGAAGACGUGCAAGACUGCGUAUCAUGUCACGUGCGCCUUCAAGCAUGGGUUGGAAAUGCGAGCCAUCAUCGAAGACGAGAACGCCGACGACGGCGUCAAACUCCGUUCCUACUGUGAGAAACACAGCAAAUCAAGCAAAAAAGAGAAAAGCGUCUGUUCCGGUUCCGAAGACGACGACUCGAAGCGCAAGAAGCGCAAAGACAUGACCUCCGAAGAGAAAAACCAAGCUAGGGCAGCUCGUCUUCAGGAGAUCGAAGCCGAGUUCUACAAGCACGUUUCGAUCAAGGACGUCAGCAUCCACCUCGACGUCGACAAUGACGCCCUCCACUACAUCUACAACUACUGGAAGCUGAAGCGGAAAGCCGGCAAGAACAAGCCGCUGCUACCGCCCAAGUCGGAGGACGUCGACAUGCUCUCUCACAAGCGCGAACAAGCUGAUCUCGAAAAAAUGAAGAUGUUCGUGCAGCUCAGACAGGACCUGGAGAGGGUGCGGAACCUGUGCUACAUGGUUUCGCGGAGGGAGAAGCUGUCCAGGAGCUUCUUCAGGCUGCGCGAACAGACGUUCCAUAAGCAGGCGGCGAUGCUGGAGGCGGCGCCGAACCUGCCCACCAACGUGGUGCAGGCGGUGAUCGAGGCCAACCACGGGCCGUCGAUCUACGAUAGGCUGUAUUCGCACGAAGACGCCGAGGAUCACACGGCGGACUUCGACAAGGUGCUGACGAGGAUAGCGGGUAUCAAGUCGCCGACGGACUCCGGAGACGAGAAGAAGCCGGAAUUGAAUGGCUUGUUCAAGGAUAAAAAUCCGUAUAAAAAGGUUUACUUCAACGGGACUUCCAAACGUCCCAGUGUUAGCCUGUACGGUAGCACUUCCAGCAGCGACGAUAAAGACCGACUAAACGCCGCUAGUAGUUCCGAAGGAGACGACAAAACAAAGAAGAAACCUCACGUUCGAAAAACAGCCAACAACAACAAAACGUCAGACAAACGACGUAAACGCCACAGCGCCUCCAGUAAACUCGACAGCAGCAGCGAAGAAGACACCAAGCGUCAACAGCAGCAGCAGCAACAACAACAACAACAACAACAGCAGCAGCAACAACAACAACAGCAACAAAAGUCGAAAAAGAACUGUGGACAACUUUCGCGGUUGAUGAAAGAAGAACUAGGUUAUUCGGGUAGUGACAGUGAUGAACUCAUGCCGAUACGAUCGACGGCACAACAGAAACCGGACAGAAAACAAAUGUCGUCGAUAUAUUCGGAUAGUGACAGUUCGGACGUUUCAAUGAACAAAGCUAGUGAUUCGCACCAGAAUAAGUUACGAACGAAAGCGGCAGUGAAGGAGUUUUCGCACAAACCGUCGACCUCGAAGAGUCCGACGAAAGGAAGUCCAGAGAAUAAGAAGAAGAUCAAAGGGGACGUCGUCAGGAAAGAAAAGGAGAAGAAGGAUUACGUUCCUUCGGAUUUGAUUGUCCCGCAGAGGCAGGCGGCGAAAAAGGCCACCGAGAAUUUGAAGUCGACCACGUCGAAUAGGGUGGUCAAGGAGCAACAACAGCAGCAGCAACAACAGAAAGAAGAGGAGGUACAACCGAAGAUCGAGGAGAAAAUUGUCAAGGUGCAGAAAACGAAACCCAUCAAACCGAAAGAACUUCUGGAGAAGACCAAGAAAGAGACUAUUGGUAAAAUUGGUGAUGUUUUCGAUUUAGACAAAGAGAUGGAUAAACCGGAGAACCAGGAGAUUUUGGCAUACGUACCACAAAGACAGGCGGCGAAGAAAGCCGCCGAGCACAUAAAGAGUGGGUUGGGUAAACCGGUAGUGCAACCUGUCGCCGCACUUAUUGAAGAUCCUGAUAAGAUCAAGAAAGAGACAGAAAGCAGCGCGGUCAAUAAGAGUAAGAAAGAGGUGGAGAAGCCGGCGAAAGUGGCCGAAAGCAAACGGAAGUCUUCCUCGAACAGCAGUUCGUCUUCCUCUUCGAGUUCUUCCUCCGACUCGUCAACGUCGUCCGGUUCGGAUAGUGACGAUGAACCGUCACCGCCAGCCAAUCAGAAAGUUUCACAACAACCGCGAUCGGAAAGUCUUUUCUCGAAUAGUAAAGAACAACAAUCGAACAAUCGAGAAGCGGCUAAGCGGACGAAUGCUAAGGACUGGCCCUUUCUUGACAAGGGAACCAAGCCCGCAGCGCCGUCCAGCUCUAGCAGCUCCGACUCGAGUGAUUCUAGCCGUCCCCCCUCUCCAAAACCAACAGCAGUCGAUAAAGCAAGUAGUGACAAGAAACAAUCAGCUCAGAGAGAGGAACAGACACGACAGCGUGGAAAAGGGAAGCCUACACCACCAACAGCAGCACGAGGGAGGACGAGGCCAUCAUCCAAGUCUGGUGAUAGGGUCAGAGAUGCUAAUGUCAGGGCUAGAAAUAUGUCUGAUAGCCAACGUAGCGAUGCUAAGUGUAGGAAGGGAAAACAGGAUGAAGUGGGGGCCGAAAAAGAGGCAAAGCCCGUUAGCAAGCUACAGUCUCCGAUCAGGAAAACGGAUAAAAAGUUGAGCAACGAAAGCAAUAACAGCAAAGAAGCGGAAGUUGUGAACUUGGAGAAAGAGAUACUCGAGAGGAAAGCUGGAAAACAAGGGUCGUCUAAGACAAAGUCGACGUUGGAUAGGUUGUUUGGUUCAGCCGAUAAGAAAGAAGAAAAGAAAGCGCCCAAUAAAACGAAGCCCGCAAGGCCGGAGAAAGUCAAAUCUACAGUUAAAGAAAACAAAGAACCGGAAAAAGUUACUUCGCCCAUUAAGAAGUCACCCGUUAAAAGUAAAAACAUCGAUGAAAUCUUCACCCAGAAGACUAUACUAAACGAAAAUAAAAUCGAAGUGAAAGAGAAGGAAAAAGAAAAAGAGCGGGAGAAAGAAAGAGACAGAGGAAAGAACACACCAAAACAAGAGGAAGUCGUCGUGGCGGAAAUCCCGAAAAUAGACGACCUGAAACCAAAAGAAGACAAAAUUUCUCUCGAUUCUGACGUAGAGAAGAAACUACCUCAGAACAGAUCGAUUUUCUCACCUCCUCAUCUCAAAGAUAAUCUACUAGAUUUCGACAAUUUAGACGAUGGUUUCGGCAUCUCCAAAGACGAAGAAAUCAUGAAAGGUCCUCUAACGUUCAACUUCGGUAACACUUCCCUGUUCAAGGAAGACUCGAAGGAAGACAGCGCCCGCGAAACCCUCAACUUGGUGGAAAAACUUCGCAUGGAGCUGUCGAAGAAGUCCACCAGUUGCGACGUAGACGAUGGUGCUAGCGUGUCCUCGAGUACCAAAAACGAGAACGACCGCACAGAAUUCGCCGAACAGGUGGUACCCAAUAGCAAUAUCGGUGCAGAAAGUAAAACUGAGCCGAAACUGGAGGAAGUGGCUACCGUUAAUUUGGAAAUGAGGGUGGAAGUGACCGACACCACGCCGUCAAGAACGAAGAGUUUCGACGAUAGAGGGCAGCAGCCGGACUAUAGAUAUAUGAGUUGCGAGGCGGACGUGCCUCUAGAGCAAGACAACAAAAACAUUCCGAUAGAGCAGCAUCACGGAUUGGUUGAUCAUGGGAUCAGCGGUCAAGGCGACGAGCGGUGGGUGCCGCCGAGCAACGAGGGUUACAACAACGUUCAGACCAUAGAUCCCUCAAGUUACGGUGGCGAGCACCAGCCGCCGCCACAAACGUCUCAGACGCCACAACACUUCCUGCAGCAAUACUCAACGCAGCCUCAUCACAAACCCGACGCAGUCAUCAACACGUUACCUCCGCAAAUCGAAAUGCGCCUCCACGAAGAAACACUCAAGAACAAUCCAUCCCCCACGUUACACGAUCGAAGAAUCUCUCAAACACCGCUUAACGACGCUGCUUCCAUGGACUGCAUGCCUAGUCCUUCACCGUACGCCGACAUACAUCCGCAAGCGAAAUGGGCCGACAGCGAGCUAAUGCCCAACCGACGCUCUUCGUCCAGCUCGGCGGCUUCUACCUCCAGCUCGUGUUCGCGUCGUAACGACGAAGACGAACUGAAGAUGCGCCAAGACGUCAUGAUGGUCAACCACCAAGCGCUAGACAUGGGCUACCUCCAGCCCGGCCUCCCCUUCCCCGAACCCUUCUCCAGCUUCACAGAAACGUCCCAAUUCGUAAGUCCUGUCAGUUUAUUCCCUCCACCUAGUUUAAACACUUCGCUGGCGUUUCCCUCCACCGGCCCAGCAAUGUUUCCACCCGCUUUCGGUGCCCCUUUCCCCGCCCCUCAGGUACUGCCAACCUUGCCGAAGCCGGUAGAGAACGUCCAGUACUCUUCGGCUUGCACCGCGACGUUCACAUCCUCGCAGCAUAACAUGGCGCUGACGGCAGCUAUGGUGAACUUGCCGCCGAGUAUACCCAAGGAGGUGGAGUCGCCGCCUGAGGAGGAGGUAGCGCCCGCAGCUCCGCCUCCAGUGGAGGAAACUCCGCCCCAGAGCAACACCCUCUCGUCGCCCAGUCCUUCCAUCAAGUCGAACAGUUCGGGCAAGAAGUCGCCCAGUAAGCCCACGAGGACGUCGGCGAGGGUGACCUCUCAAGGGAAGAGUCCCAAACAGCAGCAACAGCAGCAGGAGAUCGCGAAAGCUAGCGCAGGACGGGGACGCGGUGACGCUAAACGCAACUCAGUGAAAAGCAACGCCUCUAGAGGCGGUCAGAUAGUGAGGGGGCGCGGCAGAGGGCGGGGCCGCGGUCGGACGCAUGCGCACAACGAUUACGAGUACUUGGGUGCGAAUACUAUUCACAAUAAGUUAGUGGGUACCGUGUAUGAUCUCGAUUUCGACGACGACAUCUCUAACGAGAAUGUCGAUCUCAAAUCGAUGAGGGAAAGGAGAAAGUCGGUGGACGUGCAAAAGACGGAGGCUAAGGAUAGCUCGGAGUCGCCGUCGCAGAAGAGCACCAGAUCGUACAACGAUUUGAGGGAGUUGAGGCCGCCCACUCCCGUGGAGGAGACGCCGGCGAAGGUUGCCGAAGUCGAGCCGAUGUUUGCCGACAUGGUCCAGCCGGUGCUUCCGGGUCCCGUCGACAUGAGGACGUACAGCGGUGGCGGCAACUUCGACCAACAAAACUACAACGAGGCUAAUCUUCUGGGUGCUUUCGUCGGUACCGCUGAGACGCAAGUGAACGAGGAAAUCGACGAAGAGUUCGAGAAAGAACUGCAGACGGCACUGACAGCGCCCAGUAAGAAACCGGAGGAACCUCCGGCGCCGGAAGUGGGUAGUAAUAACAUUAAGGUGUCGCUGUCGGAUUCACGAAAUCAACUCAAGGUUAAGAUCAAAGGACCUAUAGCGAACUAUUCGUCGACCAUGCCUUCCCUGCCUCCGCCGACCGUCGAUCCGGUCAACGUUUCGAACAUGAACUUCGUGUCGAAUAACGUCAUCAGUAACAAUUCGAUAGGUGUCAGUUCGGGUACCUCGAAUCUGCGACGGAUGAGGAAGAAGGAACUGCUGAGGCAGUACUGGACGCAGGACAUGAACAUGGACGAUUCGUCUUGUGCUCCCAUUAACGCUACUCCUACCGUACCUCCAGUUAAUCGUACUAUUAUCACUAUACCUAAGGCUGUGGCUUCAAUGACCAGUAUUCCUACGAAAGAUGAUUACAGAGAUUACCGCACAGGCUCGGAUGAUAUCGAGCCCACGAAGCAUCAUCGGAAAGAGACGAAAGCGCGACCGGGAGCGCUGUCUCGAGAGCUUCGCCAGUUGGACCUGUGCCUGGACGAGGACGGGCUUCUGGAGAGGAGGCGGAGCAUCGGCUCGGUGGGCAGCAACAAUUCCGGCUUGUCGACCAGUUACGACUCUUCGUUGAACAAGAGGCGGGGUCGGCCGCCGCGCCCCUCCCAGCAGACUGGCACGCCCAAGAUCAAGAUCAAGAUCGGCAACAGCAUAGUCGGAAAGGUGGACGACAAACGGGAUAGAAUACGACCGCCGAAGAAACGUCUUGCCAACAUCAACAUGCCCAGCGUCGAAGACCUGAAACGCGAAAGCAUGAAGUUCCGCAAGCUGGUCAUGGCCGACUUCGGCGAGAGCAAAGAGAAACGAAAGAAGAAAGACAAGAGCGAAAAGCGGAAAAAGAAAAAGUCCAAGUCGGAAGUGGUGCAGAUUAUUUCGAACGAGAGUCAGAAAUUGAUCAUACGGAUAGGUAAGAAAGUGGAGAGUGAGAGGACUAGUGGGGAGGGUGGUGGUGGUGAGGACGGUGCUCCGAUCAAGUUCAAACUGUCUCGAUGCCAGGAGGGCAGCGGCUACGUGAUGAAGAGGGCGACGCCCACUCAACAGCCCCCCAGCACGGAGACGAAGGCCGAAGAGGCGACGCAGCCUGGACAGCCGCCUCCUCCGACGCCGCCGCCGCCCCUGGACGGCGCGCUGGACGGGGUGCCGCCCCCGCCUCCAACCUUCAACAAAGACUGUGAAGAUAGAUGAUAGUCGUGUACCAUUGAUCUGUAAAAUAAUAGUUAAAGAGAUUUUAAAAAAGAGUACGGUAGGUGACCAGUGAGGCAGGUUGUACAGACGCUAGCUGCUACUUCACCUGUUUUUAAAUCCACGUUGUUAAGCUGUCUAGUGUAUGUGUAGGCUAAGCGAGCACAUGUAUGUCAUUAAUUUCAGUGUACAAAGUCAAUUACAGCCGCAAACUUGUAAUCAUAUUUUUGUACAUAUUGUAAGUUAUGGUAUUUGUGAAUAUAAAAUAGUACUAAUUUAUAUAUAUUAAUAUCAUUUAAAAUGAUUAACUCGUGUUGACAAUUUUGAUAGCUAGACUCGUUAUAGAAUUUCAUCAGAUAUUGUACAGAACAAAUGGCUUGAGUGCAAUCUUUUUUUAUCGGUUGUUUGUUGUGAGAGAGCCAUUAUUUUAUUAUUGUGUACAGUUUUUAUUUUUUAACUAUUUUCUCGUCUACGCGACAUUGUACUAUAAAUUACCUACUUAAAGAUUUUAUUAUAUUUAUAGUUAUAUAUAGUUAAUUUUAUUUUUUAUAUUCUGAAUAUGUUUUUAUAAGUGUA